This is a messenger RNA of Xenopus tropicalis (tropical clawed frog), 2423 nucleotides long. RefSeq names its product nudix hydrolase 19 (gene nudt19). Gene Ontology annotation, molecular function: hydrolase activity, acting on acid anhydrides, in phosphorus-containing anhydrides; coenzyme A diphosphatase activity; hydrolase activity. Gene Ontology annotation, cellular component: peroxisome. Lineage: Eukaryota; Metazoa; Chordata; Amphibia; Anura; Pipidae. The record is from RefSeq and is a predicted model, not a curated record. The transcript is spliced from 5 exons. Bases 407 to 1549 code for a protein of 380 amino acids.
GAUUUUUCUGAGCCUGUAAGGUUGUUCUCAGGUGCUGCUGAGUGUAUGAACUUGAAGCAAGAGGGCUGUCUGGUUAUACCAGUGAGGAAUCCAAAUACAAUGAGAAGCUUUUAUGGAUUAAUCAAUUCAUUUGCUGCUGCCUCCCACUCCUACCCCCCCUUGCUUUGUCGCAUUCCUCUCACACAGGAGAGAAGGGACAGCGUGAUUGACUAGAGGGAGUCACGUGGUCGCUGGUGGAAUACAGGACAGGAGGAAGUCUCUGUUACCAGCAUGGAGGGAGAUCACUGAGCUGUAAACAGUGUGAUAUGCACUUUGAAAUCUGAGACACGGUAAAUAUUUGUUGGAAGCAUAAUAAAAUAGAGAAGCACAACUUUUGGACAUUUGUUCAGAAGUGAAGAGUGUAAAAAUGAACAAUACAUUAAAACACUGGAAAGAAGCAGCAACUCUGAUUUUGGCAGCUAGAACUUCUCAUGGAAACUUACCUUAUAUUCAGCAACAAGCCCGUGUCCAAAAUCAUCAAAACAACACGUUUGAUUAUGAAGUUCUUUUGCUAAAGCGCAGCCAAAAAAGUGGUUUUAUGCCAAAUGCAUUUGUGUUUCCUGGUGGCAAUGUUGAACCCUCAGACUUUUCCAGUGACUGGAUUAAAGUUUUCAGCAGGUAUGAGCAAAAGCCAAACUUUGGUCUGGGUCUAGUGAAACAGCAUGAUAAUCGAUCUCCUAUGUUUACUACAGACAGAUCAAAAUUUGGCUCCCUUAUUCCAGGGGAAGUUGCAACAAGGAUCUGUGCCAUUAGAGAAACAUUUGAAGAAUCUGGCAUCUUGUUAGUUGUGCCUGAGAAUUUUAAUAGUGAAGACAACCAAAAUCUGAUAGACAUAACUGAUCAUGAUAAAGAAGAGAUUUCAAAAUGGAGACAGGAAGUUCAAAGAAAUCCUUCCCAGUUUAUCCAGAUGUGCAGAAUGAUGCGCUGCAUGCCCAAUAUCUGGGCCCUGAAAGAAUGGAGCAACUGGCUUACCCCAGUGUUUUCCCAAGGCUUAAAGAGCAGACGUUUUGAUACAGCCUUUUUCAUUUGCUGUUUAAAUGCAAAGCCUGCUGUCAGCGAUGACAAAAAAGAAGUCACUUCAUUCAAAUGGUGGACCCCCGUGGAAGCUCUUGAAGACUACAAGUGUCAUAAAAUCUGGAUUCCCCCACCUCAGUUCUAUGAAAUAAGCCGACUCUGUCACUUUGCUCCAAUAAAUGAACUGCAUAAGUUCAUCAUUAGCCGUUCUUUGGAGGGCUGUGAACAAUGGAUGCCAGUUAUAGCACAAUGUGAAGAUGGCAUUGUACAUACAUUGCCAGGAGAUGAUUUAUACCCUGAAGAACCAGACUUGACUGGGGAGAAGCAAACUGUUGUCUGUUCAAAUGAAACAAUUCAAAAUCUUGUUCAAAAGGGUGGAUGUUUUCACCGAGUAGUAGUAAUUGAUGGCACUCCAACACUUCUUGUUAAUAUUAAGCCAAAAUAUAAGCAUAUCAAUCCUCUCACAACUGAAUUGCAGUCAAAAAAUAAAUUGUAAAAAAUCUUGAUGAUCAGUAAUAAAAAUAUAAUUUUUUUUGGAUCUGCAGUGUGAUAAAUGAGUGUGUCUAAUGGUAGAUAAAGUAAUUGCCAAAAAAAAUCCCCAAAAUGAUUGGAUAAUUCUUCAGUCUGCUUUUCUCAGCACUUUUACAUUUUUUGUUGCUUUGUUUUCAUGAGUUUUGCAGUUUUGUAUUGCUAAUAUCGUUCUUUUAACGAUACAAACUUAUGUGUACAUACAUGCAAGCCAUUGAAGUGCAUUCUGAGUCAUAUUGUAAUCAUAACACAGAAUAUGUAGGCAAGCCUGAUUGCUCAGGAAUAAGAACUAGAUAGAAUGGAAAAGAAGGCAGAGAGAGAAGAAAAAGGAGGGACUGAAGGAGGCCGUCCAUCACUGUUCUCAGCACACUCACCCCCCAGCUUCGCCACAAGAUUUGCUCAGGGAUAAUCUGGCAGUUACUGGGAAGGCUUUUUAAUUUUUACAUUUGAUUAUAUAUGCACCUGAGUUCCACCCUAGUUGCGGCCCUAGGCACAGGCUCUUGGAUGACUAUAUAUAGAUAUAUGUUUAUACUUACUGCAGUUUAAGGGGACAAUAUCCUAAUCAGUAUAUAUUGUAGAGCUUGAAGCUCUCGCAUUCCAGGUUUUAAUUCUAGCGAUCUUCAGAGUUUUAAUGCUUUUAAGGCAGUUUAUUUGGUUCCUGAAAAAAUUGACCAUUGCAUGUUUUAAUGUGUUUGUAAUGCUGGGGCUCAUGGAAAUGAUGUAUAAGUGCUGCAGAGAUGGUGGUUGUUAUAUAAAUAAAAUUAUAUUGAUCCUCCCACUGAUAUAAAUAAUCACAAAUGUGUUUUUUUAACAUUUGUAAAAUAAAGUAUAUGUAAACUUUA